CUUGAGCUUCUUCACCAGCGCUUCUAGAUUCAAGGGCUUCUUCUCAGAUCUUUCAUCAGGGUUUCCUUUUAACGGCAACUCUCUGCAGCCUCUACUUCCCAAGCCCAAUGACGAAAUCUUCACUGUUUCAUCGAAUCUCGCACCCCAAUGUUAUUCUCAUUUGUAAUUCCUCAUAUUUCAUUUUCUUGUAGCGUUGAUCUCAACUAGGAUUCUAGUUGUGUGGUUUCUGUAGAUGCGUAAACUUGUUGGAGCUGGAGAGACUCAAGAUGGAUCUACUGCGUAUGUGUUCGUGAUCCGUAAAAGUAAAACCCAUGUGUUUUCUUGGCCGUUUGUAGCGGCGUCUAUUACCCGGUCUACCGCCGACUUUGCUGCGCCAAUGAAGCGGUCCGUUCGUCCUCUGUUCAGCAUUCUGUUGCUCAUAGCAUUUGCGGUUAUCUUGACUUGUCGGGUCGCAAUCCGACGUCGGUUUACGCAGAUUGAGCUCGAAAGCAAGGUAUUGUUAGAGACUGCAACUCCGACGGUGUUCAACUCUACCUUACUGAAAAUGGCGGCCAUUGAUGUGGGGGAGGCGAAGUCGAAGCAAGAGAUAGAGCAGUUACUGGAAGGGAACUUGGCUAGCCGAGGGAGAUACAGGACGUUCGCCUCGUGGAGGAAGUUCAAUAACCACGAUAGUAGAUCAAGCUCGUCGAGGGGAAUCCAGGUAAUGCUUAGGUCCCCGGAAUUCUACCGGCAAUGGCUUGAAUUUAGGAGGGUAUUACGUGAUUGGGCGCGAAACAAGAGGUAUCAAGCCGAGAUAAUGAUGGAACUGGUGAGACAAGUAAAACAUCCCAUUGACAGGCACAAUGGGUUAGUGGGUUCGGAUUCCAAGUAUGCCUCCUGUGCGGUGGUGGGGAAUAGUGGGAUCUUGUUGAACAAGGAAUAUGGGAGUUUGAUUGAUAGCCAUGAAGUGGUGAUUCGAUUGAACAAUGCGAGAACUGAGAGAUUCGAGAGGAAUGUGGGAGCUAAAACCAGCAUUUCCUUUGUAAAUAGCAACAUAUUGCAUCUCUGUGCGAGGAGGGAAGGGUGCUUCUGCCACCCGUAUGGAGGGAAUGUGCCCAUAGUAAUGUACAUUUGUCAACCUGUGCACCUCUUGGACUAUACAGUGUGCAAUUCAUCCCACAAGGCACCUCUGCUCAUUACUGAUGCAAGAUUAGACGUGUUGUGUUCACGAAUUGUCAAGUAUUACUCCUUGAAACGGUUAGUGGAGGAAGUAGGGGAGCCGCUGGAGAAAUGGGGCUCUGCCCAUGAUGGUGCUAUGUUUCAUUACUCCUCUGGAAUGCAGGCUGUGAUGCUAGCUUUGGGAGUUUGUGAGAAAGUUAGCAUAUUUGGCUUUGGGAAAUUGGCUUCGACAAAGCACCAUUAUCAUACUAAUCAAAAGGCUGAGCUUCGAUUACAUGAUUAUGAGGCAGAAUAUGCCUUCUAUCAUGAUUUGGUGAAGAAUCCGCUGGCAGUACCCUUUAUUUCAGACAAGUUCAAGAUUCCGCCUGUGGUAAUUUAUCGGUGAUUUUGACUGACUUAAGAUGUUCUGUUUUUUGUGGAAUUACUUGAUUUGUUUGUCUUGGGAAGUUGCUUCAUUGUUGCAAUUAAUGUAGUCAGUAAACACACACGUUACGAAAAAAUAAGAAAAUCAAUGUUAUGGCCGUCCAACAAAGUUGCGGUGAUACUAUUUGUAAGAUUGGAUUCUAGGAAUGCAAUCCCACGGUUUAUUUUCU
Tripterygium wilfordii is the source of this 1751-nucleotide messenger RNA. Its product is annotated as beta-1,6-galactosyltransferase GALT29A-like. NCBI's taxonomy places the organism in Eukaryota, Viridiplantae, Streptophyta, Magnoliopsida, Celastrales, Celastraceae. The record is from RefSeq and is a predicted model, not a curated record. The transcript has a single exon. The coding region runs from base 233 to 1543 and encodes 436 amino acids. Gene Ontology annotation, molecular function: sialyltransferase activity.